This is a messenger RNA of Opisthorchis viverrini, 474 nucleotides long. RefSeq lists its product as hypothetical. The record is from RefSeq and is a predicted model, not a curated record. Gene Ontology annotation, biological process: acetylcholine biosynthetic process; neuromuscular synaptic transmission. The transcript is spliced from 5 exons. Gene Ontology annotation, molecular function: choline O-acetyltransferase activity. Bases 1 to 474 code for a protein of 157 amino acids. NCBI's taxonomy places the organism in Eukaryota, Metazoa, Platyhelminthes, Trematoda, Opisthorchiida, Opisthorchiidae. Gene Ontology annotation, cellular component: cytoplasm; neuron projection.
AUGACGCAUCCUGUGAAGGAGUUUGUCCGACGCAUUUCAACUUUAGACAUUGAACAAUAUCCAGAAUGGAACCUGAAUGCUCCACUACCACGUCUACCGGUUCCCAAGCUCAAAAACACUUUGGACCGUUAUCUUCGUUUGGUGGCACCAGUCGUUGCACCAGAUGCUUAUGAGCGCACGAGGAAGAUAGUAGAGGAGUUUGGCCGACCAGGCGGUGAAGGAGAACGUCUACAAAAACUUCUUGAAGAGUUUGCAGAAAAGCAGCUCAACUGGGUCACGGAUUGGUGGCUGGACGAUAUGUAUCUAAUGAACCCACUGCCAUUGCCUAUCAACUCUAGUCCGGGCAUGGUGUUUCCCAGACAUUCAUUUAUCAGCAGUCGGCAGCAGCUCAGAUUUGCGGCUCAGUUAAUCUCUGGUAUUUUGGAUUACAAAACCAUCUUGGACACCUUACAAUCGUUUUUUCUAGUCAGGUGA